Molecule: messenger RNA, 2145 nt
Organism: Aspergillus puulaauensis
Lineage: Eukaryota; Fungi; Ascomycota; Eurotiomycetes; Eurotiales; Aspergillaceae
Product: WD40 repeat domain-containing protein
Exons: 3
Coding region: 1-2145 (714 amino acids)
Biological process (GO): proteasome-mediated ubiquitin-dependent protein catabolic process
Cellular component (GO): nucleus
Molecular function (GO): protein-macromolecule adaptor activity; protein binding
Source: RefSeq, a predicted model, not a curated record
AUGACUCGCUGUCAUGAUCUCCCCGAGGUACCACGAUCCGAACCCAUCUUCUGCUCGCCAUCCCAGGAAAUCCCUUCUUCUCCGCCCUCAAUAGCCUCCGAUGCUGGGUUACGCCGCAAGCCCAAGAAGCCUCCCCCAGUUACUCCUCGAUCCUUCAGGAGAUUCUUCACUCCUCGUUCGUUGCAGGACAGUGGGAGUCUUGGAAAUGGUGUCAGGACCAGUCGCCAGGCACUCAUGGCACUCAGCUCACCGGCAGUUAAUCGCCUGGGUCCUGCUUUUACGAGGACAUUGAAGGCUGCUAUGAGCAAACCGGAACCUACAGAUAUUAUGCGAACGCCGAGCAAGAAACGCAAACUUUCGUUUUCCUCCAUUGGGUCUCCCCUUCAAUCUUCACCCAUACGCAAGGUUCGUGUUCGUGACUUGAUCGAGGACGACGAGGAGAUCCCAAUCCCUGUGAAAGACAUCAAGGUCCCUGGCGGAAAGGUCAACGAAGAGGAACCGGCGCCGCCUGCCAAAACUCCACUCAAGGUCUCUCCUGUUCGUCGAUCCAAGGCUUUGCAAACUUCUGGAGCUCUGUUCAUGCGCAGCGUCUUGGGGACUCGAGCUAAUCGAGUGACAAUGCGAGCAAAUUCCGGCGCUGGCUGGCAAGAUUUGACAUCGACCUUCUACUCCCGCCCUGAAGAUAGUCAUGCCUGUACAAGCUCGUCAGGCGACCGUCUUGCGCUCCCAUUUUGCACAGCGGCAUGCAACACCAAUACACUCGUUGCCGUUGGAGAUGAAGAAGGUGGCAUUCGGUUGCUUGAUUCAGCGAAAAACGAUAAAGUCGGAUUCUCGAAAGCAUAUCUUACAUUUCGUCCGCACGCCAACGCCAUUAUGGACAUGGAUUUCUCGUCUGAUGAUAUGUUACUGGCAACCGCUUCGGGUGAUCAAACUGCCAUCGUCAUUGACAUGGCCACACAAAAGCCUGUGUACUGCUUAUCCAACCACGUUUCGUCCCUGAAGCAAGUCAAGUUUCAGCCAGCCGCAAACAAUAAAGUUCUUGCGACUUGCAGCCGUGAUGGGAAUGUUAAUAUCUGGGAUCUGCGCUGUAAGGGUUUUGAGAAACCUUCUCUACAGGUUCAGUGUUCUCUCGAAUCCGAAUCCGAACUCAACCCCGCCAUUUCCUCCAAAAUGACUUACCCGCAAGUGUUGAAUACUGUCCACGGUGCUCACGCUUGGAUGCCCCAAAUAAUGAAUGCUGAGAAAGCGGAGGCUCAGGUGGCUCGUUCGGAUAUCACGGUAACUUCACUUGCAUUUCUCCCGCCUGGUCGUGAGAAUCUCUUCGUCACUGCAUCUGAAGCCAAUGCUUGCGUGCGGCUGUGGGAUUUGCGCACCGCUCACAGUAACCGUCGCGGCCGCCCUGCUCUUCCACUGUCCACAACCAGAGAACCAGACAGUCAUAUCAAAUACCGCCGAUUUGGAGUCACUUCCAUGACACUAGGUGGCGACGGGUCACGACUAUAUUCGCUUUGCCGGGACGGAACAGUAUAUGCAUACUCCACCUCCCACCUCGUCCUUGGUCAUGCUCCUGAGCUCUCAUUAAACAAUAUCCGUCCACGACGUUCGGGUGGGUCUGACAAAAGCGGCCUUGGGCCACUGUACGGCUUCCGUCACCCUCGUUUACGGGUUUCAUCGUUUUAUGUUAAGAUUGGUGUUCGGAAGGCCGCUGGUGACAAGUCAGAGAUGCUGGCAGUUGGGAGCGGCGAGCCUUGUCCCGUCAUAUUUCCCACCGACGAAAAAUUCCUUGAUCCUUCUACUCAACAACAAACCCACCAGCUUGACCAACCACCCAGAACACCAUCUUUUUCCACUCGCUCUGGUCUCCGCCGUACCAACUCGGGUAUUGGACCAUCUGCACGUCUAGAAGACAUGGUCCCGAUCUACCAAACUGGUACGCCAUUAAUCGAGGGCCACAAGAAGGAGGUAUCCGGCGUGUCGUGGACCGUUGAUGGUGAGCUUAUAACCGUAAGCGACGAUUACAGCGCUAGAUGCUGGCGCGAGGGCCCUGAAGCAAGAGACCUACGAGCAGGGGGGGAGACUGAGGGUCGAAGAUGGCGAUGCGGCUGGGCGGACACGAAAGACUCUUACGAAGACGAAGACGAAUGA